AUGCCAGGUGCCGGACAAGGUCUCCGAGUGAUUGCCAAAGAUAUCGGGCAGGGUAAGCCCGGCUGCCGGAACGUCCGAUCUGGUGGAGAAACUGUCAGCCUGGCUACAUCAUGCCGUGCAGCUAUCAGGACUGCAAAGGGUGUUGUCUCAGACAUAGGGGAGCGCGUGGCUAAGAAGUCACCAGGACUUCCGGAACUGGCCAAGUGCAGUGAGACACAUUCAGAGCGUGAUGUCCACAGAGUUAUCGCCAAGAAGUACAAGUUGACACUCCCCAUCCAGAUGACAGAGCUGCCAAAGGCCCCUGGCAUGAUGUACUCAGGCGCCAUCAAAGUGUUGAGCUUGAAAGCUUGGAUGCAAUUCAUUGUUGACUACAAUGUUUGGCACAUGCUCUGCGGGCUUUGGAAAGCAGAUGCGGCCCGUGAACGUGAUAUUCUGGUGGAAUUCUGGCGUCGCUACAGGGCGCUGAAACCUCACCAUGCCAUCUGGAACUUGGCAGACCAAAACAAAAUAGACCUGUCAAGAUGUUGUCCCUUGAUGUUGCACGGGGACGAAGGAAGAGGAAAGAAGAAAACGGGCUUCCUGGUCAUGUCCUUUUACUCCUACAUGGGGUACGGAACGAGGCAGGCCAACGAGGUGAGAACUCACCGGCCUUACCACCAGUUUCGUCUCAACUAUGGGGGCAACACUUACCUACACCGUUUGGUAACCAGUGUGCUGCCAAAGAUGCUCAAGGAUGAAUGCGCCUUGCGUUCAAUUUUGGACCAUGUGGCAAAUGAUGCUUGCGAUAUGCUGCUUCAAGGAGUCAAAGAUUCUCAGGGCAACGUCUACACUGCUUGUGUCCUACAGAUCGUGGGGGACUGGCAGUGGCUGGUGAAGGCGGGGCAGUUGUCCCGGUCUUACAGCAAUUGCCAGAAGCGGCCGUGGACAGCCAGUUCCAUCCCAAAAGGGAUAUGCCACAGAUGCCGGGCUGGACAGCGAGAUGUACCCUGGGAGUGCUACAAAGCAGACGGAUUCCCGUUGUGGUGGGCCACGCAGAAUGCAGAGGACCCUUUCUUUGGGAGCCCAGCUUUGAACCGCAUCCCCUACAUUCCAAAUGAAAGGGCCGCCUUCUACACAUUUGAUCUCUUUCAUUCCUUCCACUUGGGGGUUGCCAAGUCGCUGGCAGCAGGUUGCCUUGCAAUGGCAAGCGAGUACAUGUGGAGUGGUAACAUCGAUGGGCGUAUGGAACAGCUGUCAGGACUCUGGAUCACGUGGUGCGAGGAAAACAAAGAGUAUGCAUACCUCCAUACCAUAUCUCAAUCGAUUUUGGGGUGGCCUGACAAAGGCACGUACCCCAACGGACAGUGGUCCAAGGGAAGUCUCUCUACGGCCCUGUGCCGUUUCUUUGAAGACUGGGCCACGCAACAGGAAUUUGAGGACGAUGACCUUAUAAUCCUUGCUCUGGAUGUCUGCAGAACAAUCAACCGUUGCCUUGGCAAGAUGUACCAAUGUGACGUGUGGCUCAAUAGAAAAGACGCAGAAGAGGUUGCGCACGGUGGCUUGAGGUUUCUCCAUGGGUACCGACAGUUGGCUACAAACAGUUUCAGGGCCAACAGGGCCCUUUUCCCGUUGAUGCCCAAAGGGCAUUCCAUGGACCAUAUCUUUAAUGAUUUACGAAAUGACCUCAGGUGUUCUGAUGUGGAUUUUUUUUUGAAUCCCCUCAACCAUUCAGUUCAAAUUAGUGAGGACUGGGUGGGAAGGGCCAGUAGGGUUUCACGCAAAUGUGGGGGUCCUCAAGUAAUUGUACGUACCCUUGAAAGACUUUUACAAUCUUGCUUUGCGCAUUGGCGCGAGCACGGUUUCAUCAAGGAUUGA
Molecule: messenger RNA, 1854 nt
Organism: Cladocopium goreaui
Lineage: Eukaryota; Dinophyceae; Suessiales; Symbiodiniaceae
Source: the annotation of a GenBank genome assembly